CUCGGGCUCCGCGGGCGGGCGGGCGGACAUGGCGGCCAACAUGUACCGGGUCGGAGAUUAUGUCUACUUUGAGAAUUCCUCCAGUAACCCGUACCUCAUCAGAAGGAUAGAAGAACUCAACAAGACUGCAACGGGCAACGUGGAAGCAAAAGUAGUGUGCUUUUAUAGACGGCGAGAUAUUUCCAACACGCUUAUAAUGCUUGCAGACAAGCAUGCUAAAGAAAUUGAGGAAGAAUCUGAAACAACAAUUGAGGCGGACUUGACUGAUAAACAGAAACAUCAGUUGAAACAUAGAGAGCUCUUUUUGUCGCGCCAGUAUGAAUCUCUGCCUGCAACACAUAUCAGGGGAAAAUGCAGUGUUGCCCUUCUGAAUGAGACAGAGUCAGUAUUGUCAUAUCUUGAUAAAGAGGAUACCUUUUUCUACUCAUUGGUCUACGACCCUUCAGUGAAAACACUAUUAGCUGACAAAGGUGAAAUCAGAGUGGGACCUAGAUAUCAAGCAGACAUUCCAGAAAUGCUCUUAGAAGGAGAAUCCGAUGAGAGGGAACAGUCCAAAUUGGAAGUUAAAGUCUGGGAUCCAAAUAGCCCACUUACAGAUCGACAGAUUGACCAGUUUUUAGUUGUAGCACGUGCUGUUGGGACGUUUGCUCGAGCCCUUGAUUGCAGCAGUUCUGUGAGGCAGCCUAGUUUGCAUAUGAGCGCAGCUGCAGCUUCUCGAGACAUCACCCUGUUUCAUGCUAUGGAUACAUUGUAUAGGCACAGCUAUGAUUUAAGCAGUGCAAUUAGUGUCUUAGUACCACUUGGAGGGCCUGUUUUAUGCAGAGAUGAAAUGGAAGAGUGGUCAGCUUCUGAAGCUAGUUUAUUUGAAGAGGCACUGGAAAAAUAUGGCAAAGACUUCAAUGACAUACGUCAAGACUUUCUCCCUUGGAAAUCAUUGACUAGCAUCAUUGAAUAUUAUUACAUGUGGAAAACUACUGACCGAUAUGUGCAGCAGAAACGUCUAAAGGCAGCAGAAGCUGAGAGUAAACUGAAACAAGUGUAUAUCCCAACUUACAGCAAACCAAAUCCCAACCAAAUAUCCGCCAGCAAUGGCAAACCUGGUGCCGUGAAUGGAGCCGUGGGGACCACAUUCCAGCCACAGAACCCCCUCCUAGGGCGAGCCUGUGAGAGCUGCUACGCUACACAGUCUCAUCAGUGGUAUUCUUGGGGCCCACCUAAUAUGCAGUGUAGAUUGUGUGCAACCUGUUGGCUCUAUUGGAAAAAAUAUGGAGGCCUGAAAAUGCCCACCCAGUCAGAAGAAGAGAAGUUAUCUCCCAGCCCAACUACAGAGGACCCUCGUGUCAGGAGUCAUGUGUCUCGCCAGGCCAUGCAGGGGAUGCCAGUUCGAAACACUGGGAGCCCCAAGUCUGCAGUGAAGACCCGCCAAGCUUUCUUCCUUCACACUACAUAUUUCACAAAAUUUGCUCGUCAGGUCUGCAAAAAUACCCUUCGGCUGCGGCAGGCAGCAAGACGGCCGUUUGUUCCUAUUAAUUAUGCUGCCAUUAGGGCAGAAUAUGCAGACAGACAUGCCGAACUAUCUGGAAGCCCACUGAAAAGCAAAAGCACUAGGAAACCUUUGGCAUGUAUCAUUGGGUACUUAGAGAUCCAUCCUUCGAAGAAACCUAAUGUCAUUCGAUCUACACCAAGCCUGCAAACCCCCACUACCAAGCGGAUGCUAACCACCCCAAAUCACACGUCUCUGAGCAUUUUGGGGAAAAGGAACUACAGUCAUCACAAUGGCCUGGAUGCCCAGCCAGCCACCAAGGACUUGCAGCCAGGUUGGUCCUUCCACGAGUCGCAAAUCGCCCAGGUUUGUUUUAAGCAGACGGAAUCUGUUUGGCCUACGAGGGUGAAGUGAGAGAUCUGUGUGUGCAGGUGAGUGUGUGUGUAUGACCACGAGCCCCCCACCUUUCUGGCCCAGACAGUUCUGUGAACACAUGUGCCUAGGCCCCGGGAAACGUGCCUGUGACCCGGUUUUCCCUGGCUUGGGCUCUUCCUGUCUGCCCUCAGCACCAGCCCUCGCUGGCACGGCAGGCUGGCCAUUCUGUGGCUCUGUGCACACAGCUGCAGGAGCAGGAAUAGCUUAGUGCCCCACACCCCCCCCAGGCACAUGAGUCUGGCCACUCCCCUGUCCUCCAUUUCAGGGACAGGCUGCAGGGCACAGGCUCACGGCACCGUGAAGGAAAACUGGAGUCUGGCCUUCCAGCUGUCCCUGGGGUCUGCAGCUGGAUAAAUGGCCAGACAGCCAGGUGGUUGCAGGACAGAAUGACUACAAUUGAGUUGACAUUCUCCCCUACCUCCACCCCCCCGCCCUGACCUCCCAAGCAGAGUGCAGUAUCGCUAAAAUGACGACACUGUAGACAUCCAGAUCCUCAGAGGCUGGGUUCAGCUCAGCAAAGAGAACACAGUGGAUGACGGCUGAAGGCGAUGCCGAGAGAUCGAGCUGCCUUUUCCCUCCAGGUCUGCAGCCAGCAUGGAUGGCUUCUCUUCUAAGGGGCUGCUUCUCACCUUUGGCUUUUGCAAGGGUGACCUGGGGAUGUUCUCACCACUACCAACUCUUGGAGCUGUUUUGGGUUGUGGCUUGGGGCCCCGAUGGAAGGCCUGUGUCAGAGGUGUCCAGGGAGCAGGGCGGAGGUGAUAGGCAUCGCCCUCAGGGUUCCCUGCAGAGAAGCCCCCUCCAAAAAGCCCUGGGAGAAGAGGCAACUGGCACUCUGCCUCCCAUGCCACAUGGUGUGUUCUCUCUAAAGAAAGACAUGGGAAGGCUGUCUUGUGUCCCGCCUUGGAUUUAUUGUCACACACGGACACAGAAGGUGCAAUGGCUCCCUGGCCCUUACGCGCACCUCUCCUGACCCAUGUGAUAUGUGACUGUUGAUUAGAGAAAAGUCUGCUGCCCAUGACUCUGCUGCCAGCUUCCUUCUCUCUGCCUGUUGGGAGAGUCCCUCCUCACCCAGGCCCAGGAGAUUUGGAGUUGGGGGCCAAGCCUGGUCUGAAAGGAGAACAGAGAAGCCCACCCACCCCAGAUGUAGCUCCCAUUUAGCUCUGGGACACAUGCAGUUUGCAUUGAGCCACAUGUACCAAGAAAGCUCUUCACCUUGUAGUAAGAACUCCAGGUUCUGCAGCCCCAUCCUCCUACAAAGAGGCCGUUGACGAAGAUCUUAUGUUCCCAUUUCAUCUCUGGAAAGUUCCCAGCAUUCUGAUUGAACACUCCAGGGACUGGAGGAACGACACCCAGGAGCCUCUAACCUUUGCCUUGGCCGUUCUGAGCAGUUGGUGCUGAGAGGGUUUCCCAGCCACCCCGUUCCUGGGGCCCGAGUGUCACCAUUGUGCAGUGAGCUUGUGGGGUGGACAUGCGGGAUCCGUCUGCACGGCCACAGCAGACGUGCCUAGUGGCACUCGCUGUGCUGAGCCUGAUCUGUGUUCCCUUGGUUGAAGACACAGAAGUUCACAAGCCAUCUUCCCCCUCUGCCAUCACCACCUGUCCAUUCCUAGAGAUGGUGUCAAAGAGGGGGACAGACUGGUUUUCAGCCCGCCUCUCACAGCUGUACCUUGCCCACAGCCCCGUUUCUAUCAGUCAGCGUCCAACCGGGGAAACAGAAGCCACUCCAAGUAUUUAAAACAGAGGAGCUUUAAUCCAGAGAACUGUUGAACACAGAAACAAGAAGAGCGGAGAGGCCGAACAGGAGAAUGAGGGGCAGCCCAGAGGUGGAGAACGACAGCAGGAAACUGCCACCACCCGAAGCUGGUGGGACAUGGGGAGAGGCUAUGUUACCAGAGCACGGGGACUAGAGCCAUUGGGAGGAACUGGGGCCCACAGAGGCCGAUCUCGUGGGAGCUGGGGCCAUGGGGAGGCAUGGUCCCUGCCGGAAAGGUCCCUGCUCCCCAGGUGUGGGGGACAAAUAGCCUGGCUUCUGCUUUCCUCGUGCUCUGUAGUUUCUUCAGGUGCCUCUCGUUAGUUAAACCCCACUGGAAGCCAGAUGACCUGGGGUCCCAGGAGAAGCUCGCUGCAGUGGUCAGGCCCACCACUCAGAGCAGAGCGGGGGAGGUAGAGGAGAGGGUCUGAGGGCAAGCAGGCUGGGAUGUGUGUGGCCUCCAUCUGCCCUGUGUCACGUCCAGCCUGGUGUUUAUGUCCCCACGCUAUCCUAAGACCCCGGUGAGGGUAGACAGAGGAGCUGCCCCUGUGGGGGGUUCAUAGACUCUCACUCACCUAGAGAGGAGAAUGCUUUUGGAAGGGAGGGGGGAAAGCCUUUAUUCUUAACGGCUGUCCCUGUUUUCCUUUGGGGGAAUUUACGCAUUUAGCAAUCCCACCUCACCACUCCCCUCAGGAAAGCCAUGUCCUAGUUUUCUGUCCAUCCCUCCCCUCCAUUCCCUCUGUCCCCAAUUUCUGAUUUUCCCUGCCAGAGAACACUAGCCUGGACCAUGCAUCAGUGGUCAUGAGUGUUUCCCCAGGAUAAUUCAUUCAGAGCGUGAUAUUGCAGUGUGGACUGUCUGUCUGUAAGUAGAUGCCGUCUACUGAUCAGUUUGUAUCGUGUUUCCAAUAAAUUU
Messenger RNA from Lynx canadensis (Canada lynx), 4581 nucleotides. It is a transcript of the gene MTA3, whose product is annotated as metastasis associated 1 family member 3. Lineage: Eukaryota; Metazoa; Chordata; Mammalia; Carnivora; Felidae. Gene Ontology annotation, molecular function: histone deacetylase binding; chromatin binding; transcription corepressor activity. Gene Ontology annotation, biological process: negative regulation of transcription by RNA polymerase II. The record is from RefSeq and is a predicted model, not a curated record. The coding region runs from base 29 to 1897 and encodes 622 amino acids. The transcript is spliced from 17 exons. Gene Ontology annotation, cellular component: nucleoplasm; NuRD complex.